Messenger RNA from Cinara cedri, 9489 nucleotides. NCBI's taxonomy places the organism in Eukaryota, Metazoa, Arthropoda, Insecta, Hemiptera, Aphididae. The record is from the annotation of a GenBank genome assembly.
UCUAGGGAAGUGAAAAUUCUAAUACACAAACAAAACUCAAACAAGUUCGUGAGACACAAUCAAUUAAAAAACCACAAACAUCGCCAAAUUCAAAAUUACCAUCGUUGCCAAAGGACAAUAAACAGAAUAUACAAAAUCCAACAAGAAAAACCACAGUACCAUCCAAUGAACAACAGAAACCGAAGACUCUUGCAAGACCUCAGGGUUCACCAAAUCCCGAACCAGCGGUUCCUAGAAUCACAGCUAGAGGAUUGGAUAGUAAGAAAAAAAAACAAUCAGAUGUUAAUGAACAAGAAAUCAUAUUAUCAGAAGAGGAAAUCAAGGAUAACGACAAUUCGCAGGAGUUAGAAUUGCCACCAGAAAAUACCAUACAAUCGGGCAAAGUUUUGGCAAAAACUGUUAAAAGACAAGCGAACAAAGGAGGAAGCGGGUUUAUAAACAAUUUAACUAGAUUUGUGAAUUCGACCUGUAAUACAUUCGGAUUUUUAAUAGGCAUCAUAAGGAAACAAUCGUCAAAUACAAAUACCGUGGUUAGAUAUGCUAGUGAUGUACUUUCAAGAAGUGGUAGUUCCGCGUCUAAUGGAGUAAUAGGUGCCCUAAAAAGGACUCAAAAGAUCGGCAGAGAGGGUUCAAAACAAUUUUCUAAAUUACUGAACAAUGCUGAGGAAUUUGGUGUAAACUUAACAAAAUUAGGAGGAACUGCUGCAAGCUCAACAGUUGGAAUAGGAACUAAAGUAGCUAAAGUGGGUAACAAUGUGUUAUUAAAAUCAAAUAAAUCAAUGGAUAGAGCAUUAAAUAGUAUAACACCAAAAUUACCCGAAGAUGAAGAUGAAAAUGAAACAAAUUCUCAAGAAUAAAACCCAAAAGUAUAGCAAUCAACAGAAGUAAAAACUGAAAAGUACCAAUGAAGGAUAAAAAAAAAAUGAAAAACCAACAACUUCAAAAAAAAAUUUAUAUUAAUUUAUGUACAAAAUCAAUGUAAUAAUAUAGUUUGUGAAUGUUACAGAGAUUAUUAAUGUUAUGUAAUUUAACCUUGUUUCACUCUAUCAUUACAAUAAGCAGGUAGGCUAAUUUUAGUAGCCAUUAUACAAUAAACCAAUCCAUCCACAAAAAAAAAAUAAAUAUAAAUAUACAAUACACACCUUUAAUAAAGAUUAUUAAAGAUGAUUAAGAUUUAAGAUAAUUUUUAAUUCGAAACCGGUCGUACAAUACACAUUUUAUAAUACCCCAGGCGACACAUUCAUUUAUUUAUAUAUUUAUUUACGAGUAUUAACCAUUUAAUAAUUUUGUUUUUACUUUAUUAUUUUAUUAAAGAUAUAUUUUCCAAAAAUACAAAUUUUUAAUGACAACUAUAUUUUUUUGUAGUUAACCAUAUUCACAGGAUAAUAAUAAUAAAGAAAUAAUUUUCAUCAAAAUUACAAAUAAAUAUUGUAACCAGUUCAAAUUGAAAUUUUAUUGGAAAACUAAAACACGCACGAAACAAAUAAAAUAUUGUUAUCUAUAUUUCUCUGUAGUUACAUAAUUUACAGAAUCAUCUAUUUAAUUUUAAUUGAAAAAUUGUCAAACACUAAAAAUAUAUGAGUACCUAUUAUAAUAUUUUAUGAUACAUAAUCAUUAAGUAAAAAAUUAAAAAAUUAAAUAUAAAUAAAUAAGAGGCUAAAAACUAUAAUUUAUUGUAAGUGCAAGUACAUUAGAAAAUAACUAUAAAUCCUUGUUUAAUUUUGGUGAUUUUCUAUCAACACUCUUCAUAAUAUUUUAUAGUGAAAAUAUAACAAAAAAUAAUAUUCAACCACUAACUAGCGUGAUCGCAAUGAUAGUCUUGCUUUAUCCAUUAUAUCUUUUUUCAAUUUAACUUGUUCAGGACUUAAAGGGUUUAAAUCAAAACAUAUCUCAAUCGAUUUAGUAAAUUGUUUCAAUUUAUACAAGUUUACAGCUAAUUUAUAUCCAAUUUUAAAAUCCUUUUGUCCACAUAAUGCCCAUGCUCUUUCGUAAUAGUCCACAGCAUCAUCUAAAUGUAUUUAAAAUGUCUUGUGAUAUUGUGCUAGUAAACUUUAAAUAUUAAAUUACCAUAUUUUUGUUCUUUCUCCGCUGAUGCACUUAACAGUUCAAAACCUUUGAUUGAAGACUUAUUAUAAACAAGAACUUUAUUAACUAAUUCAAUACACACGCUGAUCUUGCCAGAUUGAAAGUAUAAUUCUGCCAUUAGUAGCCAACUGCGUUCCAAGUAUUCAGCUUCUUCAAAUUGCCAAGUAGCCUUCAGAGCAACUCUCUUUAAAAUUGUUUUUGCCCUUUGCAAUUGUUUUUGAUAAACAAAAGCUAAUGCCAUUCCUAGAGAAGCAGCAAUUCUAAAAGUUCAAAAUAUUUCAUGAAGUACUAUUUUCAAAAUAAAAGAUUUCUUAGGCAUUAUAACAUUUUUACUUGUACGAGUCCUGUGAUAAUUCAUUAAACAUAUAAAUCGCUUUUUCUACUGAUUGUUUUUCUUUAGACUCUAAUAGCACGUAUGUGGAUAAUAAUUUAUAAUUUUUCUGUUCUUCUGGAGUAUUCGGUUUCAUCUCCUAGUAACAAAUAUAACUAAUUAUACAAACUAAUCAAAAUUGUAUAAAAUAGUAAGGUUUAUUUAUACCAUCAACAGCUUAUUUGCCAGAGUCAAAUUUAAAGUAGAUUCAUCCAAACAAAUCUGAACCAUGUUAUGUAAUGCUUGCUGUCCCCACUCAGCAUCAUUUUUAGCCAUAUUGAAAUGGUGCAUGGCAUCGUUGAUGUUUAACUUAUACCAGUAAUACAGACCACAGCAGUAAUGAAAUCCGGCUUGAGAAAUAUAUUUAUGCACAGCUGCUAUUGAUGUCUUUACCUCUUCCAAACAAUCUGUUCUACGGCAAACUUCAACAAGUCGAGCUAAAGCUGCCCAAUUAGUAGGUUGCUUUUCUAAUAGUUUAUAAAAAUGUUUUUUGGCUGUAACAAAAUCGCAUCGUCUAAAUGAUAAAUCAGCCACUAUAAGCAAUGCUAAAUCAUUGUUUGUAUCUUUAAGCAGCGAAGAACAUAUCAGUUCACAGGAAUUCCAAUCAUUCAUCUAAAAAUAAAAAAAAUUUAAUUUCUUUACCAAUAAACAAUAACAUAAUGUUGAACAUAUUAUAUAAAAAAUUCUAAACAUGAGUAAAAUUAUUAAAUAAAUUAUUUUUCCAUUUUCAUCUAAAAAAAAUCAACAUAUUUAAAUAUCAAAUAAUACCUUUUAUUAAUUUGCACUCACUUGCAUGAACAAUUUGGCUAAACUAAUCUUUAAUGAGCUUGCAUCUUCACUGUCAGCAACUACAUGCACAAGUGCUUGUUUGUACAAAGAAACAGCAAGAUCAUUUUGAUUUAACCUAUGAGCUAUUUCACCACUACGUCUUAAUAUACUUAAUCUGGUACUUAAUUCUUGGUUUUCUAAAUAAGAACACUGUUUUAAUAAAUCAAGUGCUUCAUCUAAUUUGCCUUUUUUUUCUAAAGCCUAUAAAUAAAAAAAAAUGUAUCAUUUAUUUAAACUAUAUUUUACCCAAUCUUCAUUUAUCAACUAUAUUUCAAAAACUGUUUCUCAUAUAUAUUUAAUAAUUAUUAAAUCUAACAUAAAUUUAUAUAUGAAAUAUUUUAAUUAUAAUACACUAAUAGAUCAAUAACAUAUCUAAUAAUAAAAUAAUUUUAGUAGGUAGUUUUAAAUUUUAAUUAAGAUUAUUUGAUAAUAAAUUACAAAAAACAAACAUUUGCCAUAGGAAUAACUUUAGCUUCUAAUGGAAGUGGAUUUAAAACUUUAAUUGCCAUAUCACACUGAUUCAAUUUGAUCAAAAGAUUAGCCAUCUCCAAAGCACCAUCUUUCCCUAUUAAAUCAUUAACACAAAUACUAUAAAUUUACCAUCAAGAAUUAUUGAUUGUAUUCACUAUUCAAGUGUAUUUACUUACCAGAUUUAUUAUAAUAUUUAAUAGCUUCUUCAUACCGAUGGGUCGCAACUAAUACUUGAGCAACUUUUAUAAACAGUAAUGGUUCAUUUUUUAAACUCAGUGCAUUUUUUAUUACUUUUAUAGCUUCAUCAGGUUCCUAAAUAUCAACAUUAUAUUAUUAUUUUGUUUUCAAAAAAUUCAAAAGAUAAAGGAAUAGUUUUCAUAAACAUAUAAAAAAAGCAAGUUUGUCUAGUUCUAAGUUAUCAUAUUCUUAUACAGUUUAACAUUUAAAAUAAUAAAAACAUACAAAUUAUUUUACUAAAAACAAAGUUCUGAUGCAAUUCAAAAUUGAUUAAAGUGUUUGCACAUAUAUUAUAUAACCUGAAUUUUUAAAUACGCAUUUGCUAGUUCAAUCAUAUUCUCAGCAGUAGGAAAUGAAUCAACUAAAGUUUUGUAACAAUUUGUAUAUUCAUAUGGAUCUUGGUUAGUUCUCAUGUAUAAAUCAGCUUUCAUUUGUUGAGCCUAAAAAUAAUUUUAUUUGAUUAUUGAAAAUUAUUAUUUUGGUAAUAUUUAUAUAUUUGUAUUAGUUGGUCAAAAGAAUGGCUAGUUUAUACUGAAAUAGGUUUAAUGACCUAACAAUUCUAUACAUAAAUUUUAUUUUUUAAAUUUUGGAUUUUUACAAUGAUAUAAAAAUAAAUAUGAAUUUAAGGAUUUCAGCACAUAAAAUAUAUCUUCCCUAAUUAUUAUAAUAAUAUAUUAUACACUACAUUUAAAUAUGAUUUUAAAACUCACUUUAAUAAAGAUGUCUUUAUCAGGUUUUAUUGAAUUUAAUAUUUUUAAUGCACUUUUAAUAUCGUUUUUAUGCAAGUUAAUAUUUGCUUCAGCUAAUAUAAUUUCUCCUUCAUACUUUGUAUCUUUCAAAUAUUCAUAAGCAUUAUUUAAAAUUUGUAUGGCUUCACUGAUUUUAUCGACUAUACAGUAACAUUCACUUAAUGUUAUAAAUAAAGAAGCAAGAUCACUGGGUUCAAGUGCAUGUUCACCUAAAACAUCUAUUAAUAUUUAUUACCAAUAUAGUAUGUAUGUUUAUAAUCCAAUAAUUUACUUGACAAAUGAUUUAAAGAAUUUUCCAAAGCUCUUAUACAUUCAUCAUUCUUCUUGUAAUGUUUAUGUAAAAGUCCAUUCAGUAAAUUAUACAAAGGCCACUCACUAAUAGCUAAGUUAUAACUAAGACCCAGAUCUAAACUCUUAGAUGCAUUUCCAAAAUCUCCCUGCAAAUGAACAAUAUAAUAAUAAUACAUAAUAAAUGAUACAUCAAACAAAUUUAGAAAAUUAUUUAGUUUAGACUAUAUAAUAAUUAGGUACCCAGUAUUUAGGUUUCUUUAGGAAGAAAAUUAAGAAGCUAUAAAAAUGCUAAAGAAUAAUAAAGCAGCUGGACCACUGGGCAGACAGAAAAAAAUUACCUUAAUGAUCUAUAGAAACUAAAGAAAAAUUUAGGUACCUGUUUUAUCAAAAUCUUAGCCAUCAUGAGAUGUGCUUCAGAAUUUGUAGGAUCUAGUUCUAAUACUUUAUCUAAUGAUCGUUGAGCUUUUUUAAUAUUUUGGGUUUUACCAAGCAUCAACCAACCAUCAAUAAAUCCUGGACAAAUAUUCAAAAUUUGUUCCAAGGUGAUUUCCUUAAAAUUAUUAUCUGACAAAUGUCUUAAAAAAAGCAAUGUCAUGUUUGGAUUGAGUUUGAUUAAGUACUCUGGACCAAAUAAAAAGUUUGUAACAGAAUUAAAUUGUUGUUCAACUGCUAAUUUUAUUAAAUCCAAUUUAGAAUUAUUGUUUUUUGUAAUAAAUGCAUUUAUGAAUAUAAGCUCACUAGAUUUCAAUUCUCCUCUAAUUUCGUUUAGUAAAUUAAUUUGUUCUUCAACCUGAAAAUAAUGUUAAUUUAUUCAUGAAAGUAUUGAUUUGAUGUUUACUAUAAUAAUUUGAACAAAUUUAAAAUGCACAUACCUGAACACUUAUUUUAUUCAUAGCAAUCCAACACAAAAUUAUGCCCUCUAUGGCUUUGGGAACGGGUUCUGAAUCACUUGUUAUAUCAUUAUAAAGUUGAAUUGCUUCCUUAUAUAGUCCAGCCAAAUAUGUUUGAUAUGCUAGUUCCAAUUUAUUAUUGAUACUUGGUUCCAAAUCAACAGCUAUUUGCAUAGCACGAAUACAUUCAUUGAUAAUUUUUUUAUGUUGACAAGUUCGUACUAUAGCUGAAGACCAUUGGACAAAUACAUGUGGGCAUGGUUCAGAGUACUCAAUAGUUUUAAAAAAUUGAUCCGGUAUUUCUUCAUAUUUUCCAACAAUAGCUAUGUUAUAUAAAACUUUUGCCUGAAAAAAUAUUAAGCUAUUUAAAUAAUUACUAAAACAAUUAUUUUUGCUCACCAUUAAAGCUAAUAUAGAAUCCUUUUUUAUAGCUAAUAUACGAUCAACAAUUUCAAGAACUUCAGACCAAUUACGAACACUCAUGUAUAGAUUUAAUUUUUCAUGAAAGGCUGGUAGGAAAUCUGGUAGUUUAACAAUGAGUUGAUUUAAUAUUUUAGUGGCCUCAACUAAUUCUGAAGUCGCAGCUUCACCAAGAUAUCCUGCGAUGGAAUCACUUUUCUAAAAUCAAUAUUUAUUUCUUUCAUUCAAUAUAAUCCUAAAAAUAUUAAAAAUAAAUUUCACUUAAAGGAUUUGAAAAACAAAUUCACCUGUGACAAAACCGCUUUGAAACAAUUUUUAGCAUUUUUAAGUUUGUUUUCUUUAAGUUCUAACCAACCUUUGAUUAAAUAUCCAUCGACUGAACUUGGAUAUUCAGAUAAAAGCUGAUUAGAAUAAUGUUUAGCUUUUUCGAUACAAUUACAAAGAAUUAAAACAUUCGCAGCGUGAUAAAGUACAACUUCUGAGUGACUAUAGUCAUUGAUUGAAUGCUCUAACAUGUUAAUUGUGCUGGUAUCUGGAACCUAGUGAUAAAAAAAAAUUGUUUAACCAAGUUUUAUAAUUUUAAUGCAAAAUUAUUAUUUAUUUAAAUACCUCAAAUUUGUUAUGAGCAUAGAUCAUAAUUAAUGUAGAUGCUAACCCAGUGUCGGUACUUUUUACUAAAGCAUCAAGUAUAAUCAGCCCUUUGGAUAAUUUAUUUUGAAGUACAUACGAAAGCCCAUAAUAGAGUUUGUAAACCGAACUAUUGUCAUUUAAUUUAAUGACUUCUGCAGCUACUAAUUCUGCACUAUGGUAAUAUUUUUUUCUAAGGUAGUACUGUAUAAGUUCAUAAUCCAUUUUUUUAUUUUCCUAGUAUUGAUUUAACUAUUUUUGGGGUGAGGUAAAUUUUUAAAGUAAUUAUUUUAAUGUUUCCAUAAAUAUAAUUAUAUAAUUUACAUUUAAUGUUUCAUAAAAUAUAGGGAUAUUUUAAACAUCUAAUUCUCUGGUUCUUCAUAUAUUAUAUAAUAUUCAAAUGGAUUUUUAUCAGUAGUAACUCCUCAAUAAUAUUGUUAAUUCUGGCCUAGAAUAUUUUGUUUUACAUUUGAUCAGGAAUGGACAGUAUACAGCUGUAUUAAUGUUAUGUUUUAUUACAUAAUCAAAUACUUCCUGAAAAAAAAAAUAUCAAUUUUCAUAUACAUUCCUCGUGAAAAUAUUAAAAUAUAUAUAUAUUUAAAUAUUAACUGCAAUUAAACAUUUUAUUCUCUAUAUUUUAUAUUAAACUAGUUGUCCCAGUGUAGAUUGUGACUAUUUUUUUAUUUUUUUACCUACAAUUCUUUUUUGUUUUAACCCUGUCAGAGUAUUGAAUGAAAACAAAUUAUUGGAAAGUGGGAAGUCCAACUUCAGCAGACUAAAGAUGUUCUGUUUUGACAUUUUUUUCAUGAUUUUCAUAUCAAAAAUAUCUUAACAUCAAAUUUUUGAGAGGAGAAAAUGGAUUUCAAGGGAUCUAAAGCCUAACCUAACCUAUCAGGGAAUGAGGAUGAUCGCCAGUGGAAGAGAGUGUGUACCGUAAUAUAAUUUUCGCUCACAAAUGAUACUGAGUUCCUUUUAUACCUUAAAUAUGCGUAUUUACUGACAAUUUGUAUAAUUAUAAAAUUAAUAACUCGAUUGUAAAUCUAUAUACAUAAAAUUAAUCAAUAUUUUAUUGGUAACACCAUAACUUGAAUACUAUCUAAAUUUCCAUAUUUUCUGGUAGAUUUUCAAAAAAAUGUCUUUCGUACACUUUAAUUUUUAUUUAUCAUCAAUUUGCUGUUGUUAUAGAAACAUGUGACAUGUUUAGCACAAUUGAACUUCAAUUAUCAAAUUAUUUUUAUUGAUUUUCAUUCUACCUUGGUGAUACAAAUGAAAUUUUAAAAAAAAGUAUUUAGAUUUUCAUGGAAAAAAGCCAUCCAAAUGUAUGUCUUUUCCAACAAUUUUCUUUCAUAAAUCCUUGUCCUGACAAUUACUAACACAACCAAAAAAAAAAAACAGCCAAAUUGAUCCAUCUGUUUUCAAGUUAAGGUGUCAGCAAUAAAAUAUCAAUUUAUUUUUGUAUUAUACAUUAAUUAAAAAUAUUAUGAACUUUAUUCUCUAUGGUUACUUAAAUAUAAUGUAUCUUUUUAAACAAACUAUAAAUUUUUUGGUAUUCUAUUUUUGUAAAAAAUAUUAGGACAAAUAUUUAGACUUAUGAAUGUUACUAGUAAAUUGAAUUAGUAUUUGAAUAAAUUAAUAAUAUCAUUGAAAACAUAUUUAUGUUGUAUACCAUAAGUAAUUAUAUUUUCUUACUCAAAUAAAAUAAAAUAAUUAUCACCUAUAAAUAUAUACAUAUUAAGAUCAUUUUAGAAAUUAAAACAUUAAAGUACAACAUAUUUGUAAUGUUUCUGAGGUAAAUAAUGUUAAAUGCAACUACAGAUAUUGACAUUGACAGAGAAGUUAAUAAUCAAAUCAAUAUUUUUUUUAUUUAAUUACCUAAAUAAAUGUUUUAAUUAGGUUUUUAAAUAAAAUUUAAAAAAUAAUAGAUAUAUUUUAUUAAACAAUUUUUAGACUUUGGAACUUAAACCCAAACACUACAGAAUUUAUUUUUUUUUUUUAACUAUAUCACUCACAUAAUAGGUAUGUUUAUUGUACCAACUAAACUGUACCUUUAUAAUUAUUAAAAUAAAAACUACAAAAAAAAUAUAAUUUACUGACGAACGUAUAGGUAACAUUAAUAACAUUAAACUAAUUCGCCUUACCUUUGGCAUUAUUAAUUUCAUAAAAAAAAACACCUUAUUCUUUGGGUCGUGCACAAGACCAUUUUUCAACACAUAAUGAAUAUUUUUGAUAAAAAGACACUUCAUGAUAUUUUAUCCUAUGCUAGAUAAUGCUAUGUGCAAAUAAAUUAAGCAGUGUAUGUAGUGCUAUAAGCUUAUAAACAGUUAAAAAGCCGGUAAACUUUGUAAUAGUGAUUUUUGAUUUACCAAUAUACAUCAUUGGAUAAAACGAAAAAUAAUACAAUGUUACCUUUUUUUAAUCGUUGUACAAAUACCUAAAUAUUAUUAUUUCAAAUUAACACACAUGCAAAUAGAAGAUCGAGUUUUUGAAACAAAUAAUACGUUUUAGUUCAAAUUGUACGCUU